AUGGAGGAGAAGCGGCAAAAGGAAGAUGAAGAGCAGGAGGCGAGGAAGGUUGAACGCGAAAAGGGGGAGAAGCGGCAGAGAGAGGAUGACGAGCGGAAGAGGGAGGAGGCGAGGAAGGUUGAACGCGAAAAGGAGGAGAAGCGGCAAAAGGAAGAUGAAGAGCGGAAGAGGGAGGAGGCGCGGAAGGUUGAACGCGAAAAGGAGGAGAAGCAGCAAAAGGAAGAGGAAGAGCGGAAGAGGGAGGAGGCGAGGAAGGUUGAACGCGAAAAGGAGGAGAAGCGGCAAAAGGAAGAUGAAGAGCGGAAGAGGGAGGAGGCGAGGAAGGUUGAACGCGAAAAGGAGGAGAAGCGGCAAAAGGAAGAGGAAGAGCGGAAGAGGGAGGAGGCGAGGAAGGUUGAACGCGAAAAGGAGGAGAAGCGGCAGAGGCAGGAGGAAGAGUGGAAGAGGGAGGAGGCGAGGAAAGUUGAACGCGAACAGGAGGAGAAGCGGCAAAAGGAAGAGGAAGAGCGGAAGAGGGAGGAGGCGAGGAAGGUUGAAUGCGAAAAGGAGGAGAAGCGGCAGAGAGAGGAUGACGAGCGGAAGAGGGAGGAGGCGAGGAAGGUUGAACGCGAAAAGGAGGAGAAGCGGCAAAAGGAAGAUGAAGAGCGGAAGAGGGAGGAGGCGAGGAAGGUUGAACGCGAAAAGGAGAAGAAGCGGCAAAAGGAAGAGGAAGAGCGGAAGAGGGAGGAGGCGAGGAAGGUUGAACGCGAAAAGGAGGAGAAGCGGCAGAGGGAGGAGGAAGAGCGGAAGAGGGAGGAGGCGAGGAAGGUUGAACGCGAAAAGGAGGAGAAGCGGCAAAACGAAGAGGAAGAGCGGAAGAGGGAGGAGGCGAGGAAAGUUGAACGCGAACAGGAGGAGAAGCAGCAAAAGGAAGAGGAAGAGCGGAAGAGGGAGGAGGCGAGGAAGGUUGAACGCGAACAGGAGGAGAAACGGCAGAGGGAGGAGGAAGAGCGGAAGAGGGAGGAGGAGAGGAAGGUUGAAGGCAAAAAGGAGGAGAAGCGGCAGAGGGAAGUGGAAGAGCGGAAGAGGGAGGAGGAGAGGAAGGUUGAACGCGAAAAGAAGGAGAAGCGGCAGAGGGAAGUGGAAGAGCGGAAGAGGGAGGAGUAG
Messenger RNA from Closterium sp. Yama58-4, 1146 nucleotides. The record is from the annotation of a GenBank genome assembly. NCBI's taxonomy places the organism in Eukaryota, Viridiplantae, Streptophyta, Zygnematophyceae, Desmidiales, Closteriaceae.